Messenger RNA from Megalops cyprinoides (Indo-Pacific tarpon), 5094 nucleotides. It is a transcript of the gene zfyve9a, whose product is annotated as zinc finger, FYVE domain containing 9a. Gene Ontology annotation, cellular component: early endosome membrane. Gene Ontology annotation, biological process: endosomal transport. The record is from RefSeq and is a predicted model, not a curated record. Bases 407 to 4147 code for a protein of 1246 amino acids. Gene Ontology annotation, molecular function: metal ion binding. The transcript is spliced from 19 exons. NCBI's taxonomy places the organism in Eukaryota, Metazoa, Chordata, Actinopteri, Elopiformes, Megalopidae.
GCCCCUCUACGGCUUCGUAACCCUUCCGUACGCUAAAUCUUUGGGGGGGGAGGGGUCGUGUGCGCUCUCGCUGAACUAUUCGACUUACUGCCCAGAGCCCGGAGACGCAAGGAGUUCACUCAGUUACAAAGGAGAUUUACAAAUUCAGAAAAGAAAGAAAAACAGACGUUUGGAAGGAUUGGAACAGCUCGUCCGCUAAAGACAUGCUGGAGCCCCCCAGAAGAAUUCCGCGGCGCCCGCUGGGUGCCUGAAAAUGAGGGACCCUCUCUGUAUGGGUGCUCUGCGUGUCCGUGACCGGAAAGACUGACAGCCCGGCGAGAGGCCUCAGCGUGUUCCCCUGCGACUGCUGAAGAGGACCUGUGAGCAGGCCCAGACAGCAGCUCGGCAGGCUGGAGCUUCCUCACCCAUGGAGAAUUACUUCCAGGCAGAAGCCUUCAACCUGGACAAGGUGCUGGACGAGUUCGAGCAGAACGAAGCAGAUGAGACAGACACCCCCACCCUUUCCGAUGCAAAGUGGACCCAGAUUUUGGCUCCGCCGGCCCACCUGCUAUCCCUGAACCCUGCCCUGGCGCACCCAGACUUCAGCCCCCGCGAGCCCCCGCUCAACUUCAAGCCCUUCCCUGAGAGCCCCGGUGAGACAGAGAAGGAGUCGGGGAAUGGGAGCGAGUGGGACGGCCCCCCCGAGGGCCGCGCCGAGGUCCGCAGCCCGCUGUCCCCCCAGCCCAACAUCGGGAAGCUGGUGAGCGGAGAUGGGCCGGCGCCGGCCGCAUCUGAGGAGAGGGGGGUGCCGAGGGGCGACUGUGGGAGCGUCCCAUCUCCAAGCAUGGAGAAUGGCUGCCCCUCCAGCCCCGAUUUCAACGGGUGCGCCGAGCUGCCCCCCGACGAUGAUGGGACCCGCCGAGAAGUUCUGCUUCCAAAUCAACGUGGGGUCCCUCCGGACCUCCCUGACGCCCCCCAGGGAGGGUCAGGGGGUUCUGCGGAUGAGGUGACGUCCGCCUGUAAAGAGUCUCCCUCUGGGGUGGGGGAGGACCAGGGGAGGGGCGUGCUGAGCGUGGAGGACUGUGCGCUGAGCGAACCUCCGGAGCACAGCAGCAUCAUCGGCUCGCCGAAGGGAGAACGCAACCUGGAGGUGCCGAGGGGGAGCCCCGGGGAGGGGGGCGCGGAAAUGGCGCCCCCCCUCUGCGGCCCCGAACCAGCCGCCGCUGCCGACGCCAAAGCUCAUCCCGAGAGGAUCUCCAACGGCAGUGUUACGGGACCGAGAGAAGCGACCCGGCCGCUGGCGAAUGGCGGGCUCACAGGUCCGGGCCAGGAGACCCGGGCUGGGCCUGGAGCGGGCCAGACCCAGGAGGCAGAGGGCAGUCAGGGAGACACGGGACUAACGGACCCUUCUGAUAGAGGGUCCCCCCAUCCUGAGGACUCCCUUCAUAAUGGCUUGGAUGUAGAGGAAUCAGGGGGUGCGGGUGUCUGCCGUCCCUCCCAGAACCCCCCCUCCAAGGAGGACUCGGUGACGGAGGAGAAGGAGAUGGAGGAGAGCAAGCAAGAGAGCUACGAGCAGGCCCGGGGCGCGGACGGCCCGUCCCACAAACUGAACAACAGCUCCCUGCAGCCAGUCAGCGUGCCCUACGGAGGGGCGCGCCCCAAACAACCCGUCACCCUCAAGCUGCAGAUCCCGCGGCCGCUGUCGGGACAGGUCCAGAACGAGCUCGGCGCCUACGGCAAGAACAAAAACCUGGAGGCGCAGAGCCGGGCUGGCGGGGACGCGUACGCCGAGGACGCGGGCGGCGCCACCGUGAACGGGGACGGCGACGCGGGGGCCCUCCUCGCCCCCUCCGGCCUGCAGCUGCCCUCCGAGAGCCCUGACAACGACCUCCAGGCGGGCCACAUGGGGGUGCUGUCCAAAAGGCCCCCGAGCACCCUGGGGGAGGUGGCCCCGGUGUGGGUGCCGGACUCCCAGGCCCCCGUCUGCAUGAAGUGCGAGGUCAAGUUCACCUUCACCAAGCGGAGACACCACUGCCGGGCCUGCGGGAAGGUGUUCUGUGCGGCCUGCUGCAGCCUGAAGUCCCGGCUGAUGUACAUGGACAGGAAGGAGGCGCGAGUCUGCAUCACCUGUCACUCAGCCCUGAUGAACGCUCAGUCCUGGGAGAACAUGGUGAGUGGGUGUAACCAGAGCCCAAACCCCAACAACCCGGCGGAGUACUGCUCCACCAUCCCCCCUCUUCAGCAGGCCCAGGCCUCUGGGGCGCUCAGCUCGCCCCCGCCCACCGUCAUGGUGCCCGUCGGCGUCCUCAAGCACCCGGGCAACGAAGGGUCUUUACCACGGGAACAGAGGAGGGUGUGGUUUGCGGACGGGAUCCUGCCCAACGGGGAAGUGGCAGACUCCUCCAACAUGCCGGCCGCCAGCCCCGCCCCUGUGGGAACGCUGACUGUAUCACAGGACACUGGCAAACCCUCUGCGGCCAACGUGUCGGAGGCUGGCCACGCCCCCUCGGCCCAGGGCCCGGGAGCACAGCUGGGGAGCCCUGUGGGAAGCUCCAUCAACCUGAUCCCCAGGGACGGGCUCCCUCCCAUCCUCAUCUCCACCGGCGUCAAAGGAGGUACGCGGAGCCAGCUCACAGACUAUGCGGUGGAAGAGCGGCCGUCCGAAAUCUUGAUGAUGCAGCAGUUGGAGGAGGGAGGGCCAGACCCCCUGGUGUUCGUGCUCAACGCCAACCUGCUGGCUAUGGUCAAGCUGGUCAACUACGUGAACAGGAAGUGCUGGUGCGUGACGACAAAGGGCAUGCAUGCGGUGGGCCAGGCGGAGGUGGUGGUGCUGCUGCAGUGUCUGCCGGAUGAGAAGAGCAUCCCCAAGGACAUCUUCAGCCACUUCGUGCAGCUGUACCAGGAGGCCCUGACCGGCAACGUGGUGACCAACCUGGGCCACUCGUUCUUCACCCAGAGCUUCCUGGGCAGCAAGGAGCACGGCGGCUUCCUAUACAUCAGCCCCACCUUCCAAUCCCUGCAGGACCUGCUUCUGCCCAACCCGCCCUACCUCUUCGGCAUCCUGGUGCAGAAGUGGGAGACCCCCUGGGCCAAGGUCUUCCCCCUCCGCCUCAUGCUGCGGCUGGGGGCCGAGUACAGAUUCUACCCCUGCCCGCUGUUCAGCGUGCGCUUCAGGAAGCCGCUCUUCGGAGAGACCGGCCACACCAUCAUGAACCUCCUGGCGGAUUUCCGGAACUACCAGUACACGUUGCCCAUGGUUACGGGGCUGGUGGUGGACAUGGAGGUUCGGAAGACCAGCAUCAAGAUUCCCAGUAAUCGCUAUAAUGAGCUGAUGAAGGCCAUGAACAAGUCCAAUGAGCACGUGCUGGCGGUGGGGGCCUGCCUGAACGAGCGCGCCGACUCCCACCUGGUCUGUGUGCAGAACGACGACGGGAACUACCAGACGCAGGCCAUCAGCAUCCACAACCAGCCCCGCAAAGUUACGGGUGCCUGCUUCUUUGUGUUCAGUGGGGCUCUGAAGGCCUCGUCAGGAUACCUGGCCAAGUCUAGCAUUGUGGAAGAUGGAGUGAUGGUGCAGAUCACAGCAGAGACCAUGGAGGCAUUACGGCAGGCCCUGCGGGAGAUGAAGGACUUCACCAUCGCCUGUGGGAAGGCCAAUCAGGAGGACAGCCAGGAGCAUGUCCACAUUCAGUGGCUGGAGGACGACCGCAACUUCAACAAGGGGGUCAUCAGCCCCAUUGAUGGCAAGUCCAUGGAGUCCAUCACCAGCAUUAAGAUCUUCCACGGCUCGGAGUACAAGGCCAAUGGGAAGGUGAUCCGCUGGACGGAGGUGUUCUUCCUCCAGAGUGACGACCAGCCCAACGGCCUGAGUGACCCGGCGGAACACAGCCGGCUGACGGAGAACGUGGCGCGGGCGUUCUGCGUGGCCCUCUGCCCGCACCUCAAGCUGCUGAAGGAGGACGGCAUGGCCAAGCUGGGGCUGCGUGUCACUCUGGACUCCGACCAGGUGGGGUACCUGGCGGGCAGCAAUGGGCAGCCCCUCCUCCCUCAGUACAUGAAAGACCUGGACAGCUCGCUGGUGCCGGUCAUCCAUGGCGGGGCAUGUCAGCUGAGUGAGGGGCCCGUGGUGAUGGAGCUGGUCUUCUACAUCCUGGAGAACCUCUCCUAAAGAAGGCCCCGCCCACUGGCCUGAACUCCUCCGCCCCCACCCCCCUCUCUCUGCCUCAUCGCACCCCGCCCGCUCAUUUGCACUUCCGAGAACCUAAAAGCUGUGCCGGGAAACGCAUUUCUCCAGGACCUUCUAUGCAUCAUGUCCGGUUUCCUCGCGGGUGCGGGGGGUUCGAGGCGUUGCCAGGUGACACCGGUCGCUCCUCAGAGAUCGGGACCCUGCCCCCAGCCCCCCACCCGCUCGCCCGCCCGACAUCUCCACAGGGCUUCCACAUAGAGCAAUGCUUGGUCUCCCUUCCCACAAUUCCACCUCGCGGCCUGAGAGGCCCAGGCGGAUCGCACCGUUAAAAUUUGAGGACCGCUGUGUGCGGACCCCUCCCGUAGCACCUGUGUGUCGAAACAGCCUAUAACAGGUGACCCCGUGCUCCGCUUGAAGGGACGGUCUCACUCACAGCAAGGACUUCUUUCAGUUCAGCAGCUGAGGGAAAAAAAAAAAUCACUCCUGUAAUUUCCUCUCUGGUGCUCAGUGCCUGGUACUCCCGGCGUCCAGUCUCACCUCUUAGCUUUAUCAAACAAUCAUAAGACGCUUUAUUUUUGUUGGAGUUAUUCUGAGUCCUUUCCAGGUGAUGCAGCUGCCCCAAAGCUUGUGCCGUACACAGCCUACAGAUAUAGCAGAGGAUGGCGUUGUGGAAGGGCUGCAUGACUGAGGUUACAUUUCGGAGGUUCGUAUAAGCAUGCACACAUGGAGUCAUUGUUACAGAUUUUGGUUACGUUUGAACUCGCUCCCACUGCAAUGGCGACGACAGUUGGCAGGAUCCCACAGUCCCUUUUCUCCAGCCGAAGUUCAGCAAAAAGGUGUUAGCCUUGGCUAACUCCCAGCUGUGAAUGUGUGGAUCAGACCCCUGGUGUGAAAAGUGGUGUUUUUUUUUUUUUUUUUUUUUUUUUUUU